This is a messenger RNA of Pundamilia nyererei, 2324 nucleotides long. Its product is annotated as prostaglandin E2 receptor EP1 subtype-like. The record is from RefSeq and is a predicted model, not a curated record. The transcript is spliced from 3 exons. Gene Ontology annotation, cellular component: plasma membrane. The coding region runs from base 391 to 1530 and encodes 379 amino acids. Lineage: Eukaryota; Metazoa; Chordata; Actinopteri; Cichliformes; Cichlidae. Gene Ontology annotation, molecular function: thromboxane receptor activity; prostaglandin E receptor activity. Gene Ontology annotation, biological process: adenylate cyclase-activating G protein-coupled receptor signaling pathway; positive regulation of cytosolic calcium ion concentration; inflammatory response.
GUAAUGUAAACAGGCUGCAGGGAAAGUGCAGCACAGGGGUGAGACGGACUUGACUCAGGGGGCGAACAGCAGCAGAGACGCCCACACAGACUGGAGGACACCGCGCUAUAAAAAUGUGAGUCGGUAUUUCAGCGUCAGUGGGGAUCCUUUAAAAGCCACAGUGAAAUAGACAGGAGUCUUAAGCAAUGGAAAAAACUCCGCGACGGACAUCGCUGCAGUGGAGCUUGUCGAAAGGAAACAUGACUUCUAAUGAAAACAGAUUUUUUCUUCUGGAUUUCUUUGGAUUAUCCUUAUGAAUCACAAAGAUAAACCAGCUGGACUUAUAAGAUAACUAAUCAACUGUCGAGUGCCUCACCUAACUAUGGAUCUCACGACCUUCAGAGUUCAGAGAUGUUAGCUUUGAGCCACUACAACUCCUCAGCCCCCCUGCUUCUCCCUCAUGUGGCUAAUGACAGUGGAGGGAAGGUGGAGGUCAGGGCUGCUGUUGAAGGGCUGUCACACCAUGAAAACCUCACCUUUGAGGAGCCUACCGCUGGUGGAGCGUUCAUUGUCAUAUUGUCCAUGACACUGGGCAUCAUUUCCAACAUUGUGGCCCUCUUCAUCCUGGUUAAUGCUUACUCCCUUCAGCGCCGGCGCUCCAAAGCUACAUUCCUUCUGUUUGCCACGUCACUGGUGAUUACAGACUCGAUUGGCCAUGUGAUUCCUGGUGCCCUGGUUCUCCGACUCUACCUCUCUGGAGCUGCAAGGCCUCAGUAUGUCAACUCCUCUGAUGGGAUGUGCCAGUUCCUCGGUGGCAGCAUGGUGUUCUUCGGACUAUGCCCUCUCUUCAUGGGCUGUGCCAUGGCUGCCGAGCGAUGCCUGGGUGUUACUAAACCACUGCUGCACUCAUCUUUGGUCACAAAAAGACGUGCAAAAAUUUGUCUUUCCAUCAUCUGGCUGGCAGCCUUAAGUGUGGCCUUGCUACCCUGCUUUCAGCUGGGUUCCUACACCUAUCAAGAGCCAGGGACCUGGUGUUUCAUCAAAGUGCUCAGUGACACUAAGGAGGUGGAUGUGGCAUUUGUAGUAUUGUUCUCUGGACUUGGGCUGGCCUCGCUAGCUGUGGCGCUGGUUUGUAACACCAUCAGUGGACUGACACUGGUCUUCGCCCGGCUCAGGAGGCAGCCCGGCUCCCAUCACUCAGCCAAGUCCCACGACAUAGAGAUGGUGGUGCAGCUCGUUGGAAUAAUGGUCACCUCGUGUAUCUGUUGGAGCCCUCUGCUGAUCUUUGGCCUGAUGUCCGUGAUUCACUCCUACACGGGAACCAUUGGACACAGCUUGUCAUACUAUGAAACCCUGAUGGUGAUGGGAGUGAGGCUGGCCACGUGGAACCAGAUCCUCGACCCCUGGGUUUACAUCCUGUUGCGCCGCACCGUGCUCCGCAAAAUCUACCUCAUCGCUAAGUGCCAGGCAGGCCUGAGGGGUACUAUUUUGGGCCGUUGGGAGCCGUCCUCUUUUCCUAGCUCAGAGAAGAAUGAUGUAGAUCAAGUCUGAUCUGAGAGAAAGGCUGACAUAGUAAUUUGCGGAUAUAUUUUGUUACCAGGUCAGUGAGCAUAUGAAGAACUCAGCAAAGAUCUUUAUAAAGAAAAGCCAACAGAAGAGCAGGAUGUUUGAAAACACCUCCGUGGCUUUUAAACCUUCUCUAAAAAAGUGCUUCUUGGAUUGAAUCAUCAUUUCUCUUUCUCACAUCAUCAAAGUUUACCCUGAGUUCAUGGUCUGGACCUUAUAAAUGAAAGCUAGCUAAUGCUAUGAUUUUGCACAAAAUAUACACUUUUCUACUGUUUACCUGCAUUGAGUGAACAUUCCUUGUUAUUAUACCCUCAUAAGGAAACUCUUAAGAGGAAAAGGGAACGAUUUAGGCCGCAUAUGGCUGCAGUACUAACCACGCUUUGUCUGGAGAAGCUCAAAGUUUUGCAGAAGUGCCACUUAUACAGGGACUACAUACAGUAUUGCAUUGAUUUAUUUGUACUCAGUUCUAUCUGCUUUUAAAGACAUGAAUUGCACAGUUGGCAUGCCUUCAUUGUAUGGUUGCAAAAGAAAUCAGUUGUACUGGUUUUAACAUUUGGAGGGAGCACCGUACUAAACCCAGAAGUAUUUAGAGCGUAUUCUGCUGAAUGUGUUUCAUUAAGGAAUGUUAAUAUUCAAAUACUGUGGAGUUUAUGUAUGUUUAUAUGCUCUAUGUGUGCUUAUAUAUUUCUUUUUGUGAAAUAAAGUAAGAGGUUAUAACGUAAUACUUGAAUUAUACACUCAUUUUUCUGAGUGUGUGUAAAGACUGAAUGUAAAUAAAA